Pocillopora meandrina is the source of this 624-nucleotide messenger RNA. NCBI's taxonomy places the organism in Eukaryota, Metazoa, Cnidaria, Anthozoa, Scleractinia, Pocilloporidae. The record is from the annotation of a GenBank genome assembly.
AUGGAAAAAUGUAAAGCUGAAUGCUUCCUCAGCGAUCCAUCCGGAACAAUACCAUUAACUCUCUGGGAAGACAAAAUAAAUGAAGUCAGUGAAGGAAAAACUUAUACAUUCCAUAACGUUAGAGUUAUAAAAGAAUACAAGUCUGACAAACUGGCCUUGGGCACAACGAUGCAUGACUGUACAGUGUCGGAAGCAGAGGACUUCAUUGAAUCCUUACCCCAGUCUGUUGAACUGCCUGAUUCUUUUACAACCACAGAGGCCAAGGUUGAAGUCAUUGGUCUGCUAACAUUCGGAAAGUACCUUUCAUGUUUACAGUGCCACAAAAAGGUAGCAGAUGGAUCUUUUACUGCCAAGAUUAUAAAAUGUGGUAACUGUAAUCUGACGCAAAAAAGAGAUAAAUGUAUUACCAACUGUUUUGCACAAGUUAAAGUUUCACAAGAUGACAACCAGUUCACUGUAACAUUCUUCCAAGAACAAAUUAAAAAAGUUUUUAAUAUCUCACAACGUCCACAAACACUGGAUGAAGAAAAGAUAACAGAAGCACUCUUAGAUGCUCCAAUCUUAAAAAUAAAAUAUGACAAUAAAUCAAAGAUCAUAAACGAGGUAUCUCCCUAUAUCAUUUGA